CUCACAUGUCGUCUGCGCCAUCUGAAAUGUGACAAAUCUGGUUCGAAAUGUAUCCGUUGUCAACGCUCUGGUCGCGAAUGUGUGCCGGCCCCCGGCAAAUCCGAAGAAGUGUCUUUCCGGCACGGCCAGAAUCCAUCCUUGCGAGGAAAAGGGCCCCCGAGAUAUGGCGAGAGUGAUCUUGCUUUUCCCGACGACCAGAUUUGGGUUGACAUCUCUUCCGACUUCGACUUCAAGGAUGAAACGGAUCAGACGGCAGCUGAAUACUAUGUUGUACCUGUGACAAGGCCGGCGUCGGCUUCAAGAUCAUCGUCUGAACAUUUGACGCCUUCAUCGACAAUGGAUUCUUCUUUGACACCAAGCCUCGUCACUCCUGCUUACGUCGCGGGAUCUCAAUUGGGUUCUAGAUCGAAUUCAGAGAGUUCGCCGCGUGCACCUACCACGCCUACUGGCCAGCCGAGGUUAUCCAACCUCACCGAAGCCUUUCUGCUGCGACAUUUUCAAAAAUACCUUGCCCCCUGGCUCGACGCAUUCAAUCCUGAACGACACUUCUCAACCGACGUCAUUGAACGUGCGACUCAAUCUCCAUUACUAUUAUAUGCAUGUCUCGCAGUCUCAGCAUGUCACUUAUCCCGAACAACAAACUCCAUCGCCGGCGACGUCGCACAUGGAUACCAUGAGCGCUGUAUCUCAAUCAUGCUCCCGGUGCUCGACAAGCCCCAGUUCGAAAUCGGAAUCGAAAUCCUCCUCUCGUCAACAGUCAUUCUACGAUUUUUCGAAUCAAUCUCAUGUGCGUGGGCCAUCAAUUCACCGACGCAAAAUAAUUACCCCGGGCUAAUACACCCAACAGCCCACAGUCCCCCAAACGACCAACAACACCAUCUCCUGGCCGGUUCGGUUUAUGUCAGCUCCCACGUAGACUCCGCUAUCACGGGCGGACUGGCAUCGGCUUCGUUCUGGGCCUAUGUCAUUCAAGACAUUCAAUUCGCGCUUACCUACCAGAAAUGCCUUCGACUAUCAUUCGCGCCAUUCGAUGACCGCCUGCGACGCUGGUGGAUCGCCAAGCCGGCCUUGAGCGACGGCGACUGGACAAACCAGGCUAUCUGGCUUUUGGCCGAGACCAUCGAUUUCUGUUAUAAUAUCCCAGGCCGAAGCCAUGAUGGUAGCCUCGGGAGUGCCGGGGAGACUGCGCUCAGGCGUCGCAUUCUUGAGUGGGAGCUUGGCCGGCCCGAUACGUUUGUGCCGUUGCAUAUUUCGCCACCGGAUCCUGGGAAUGGGAAACCUUUUCCCGUUGCUUGGUAUACGAGCUUGUGGCAUGCCACUGCAAUCCAGCACAUCUGUCUCGCUAAAUCGCUGAUGCUCAUUCGAGAACUCGAAUUUUAUGAUCGCAGCAUGUUGCAUUUAGAGCAUCCUGUUAAAUUAAGGAAUGAUCUCGCCAGAACACUUAACUUUAUGUUCGGCAUCGCGACCUCUGCCGACGAUGAUCCUUCACUGCGUAUCACGGCUUGCCACGCACUUUUCGCUUGCGGUUCAUGGGUGGAAGAUCCUGUUGUCCAGAAUUUGCUGAUUGAUCUCCUUCGCCGAACGGAAAGGGAGAACGGCUGGCCGUGGGGAUAUGUGCACAACCAAGUCGUGCAAGCGUGGAGACGGAUGUAG
Penicillium robsamsonii is the source of this 1653-nucleotide messenger RNA. Its product is annotated as Zn(II)2Cys6 transcription factor domain-containing protein. NCBI's taxonomy places the organism in Eukaryota, Fungi, Ascomycota, Eurotiomycetes, Eurotiales, Aspergillaceae. The record is from RefSeq and is a predicted model, not a curated record. The transcript has 7 exons. Gene Ontology annotation, molecular function: DNA-binding transcription factor activity, RNA polymerase II-specific; transcription cis-regulatory region binding; zinc ion binding. Gene Ontology annotation, cellular component: nucleus. Gene Ontology annotation, biological process: positive regulation of transcription by RNA polymerase II. The annotation marks the transcript as partial.